AUGAAACGCAAGGCAUACCAGGCUAUCAAAGCAGCUCAAGCCAAACUUGCAUUAAAGCAGAAGAGAAAAGUUCAAAAAGGAAUUCCCUUGAAGUUUAAGCACUUGGAGGAGUUUUUGAAAAACAGCAAGAGGAAGAGUCGAGAUGAGACACGACUCGCCAGACUCAAACAUAGACCUCAGGUCAAAGGUGUGAGCCCCAAAGUGAUCAAGGCCAUUCAGAUGCUGAGGCUAAGGAAGCUCUUCAGUGGCACCUUUGUGAAAGUCAGCAAGGCUUCUAUAAAAAUGCUUAAGACUGUGGAGCCUUAUGUUGCAUGGGGUUAUCCCAACUUGAAAUCAGUCCGUGAACUCCUAUUGAAAAGAGGUCUGGUGAGGAUUGAUAAGAGAAAGAUUCCUCUGACCGACAAUACAAUCAUAGAACAGCAUCUCGGACAAUAUGGGAUCAUCUGUUUGGAGGACCUUAUCCAUGAGAUUUAUUCUGCUGGAAAGAAAUUCAGGGUGGUAAACAACUUCCUGUAUCCGUUCCGUUUGUCAGUACCACGACAUGCUGCUAGAGACAAAAUUGGACUCAUUAAAGAUGUUGGUGAUCCUGGACCCAGAGCUGAGGACAUAAACACAGUUAUCAGGAAACUCAACUGAGCCAAUAAACACUUCGUUCCAUUGACUUCCAAUCAUACACUUACGAAUGUCGGAGAGCAGAAACGCAAGCUCGUGAAGAAAUUUCACGUUUUGCUGGUGGUCCAAGGUUCAAGUUGUGAAUUUUGACCUGUGAAUUAUUAAUGCAAAUUCAACAAGAGGGGACAAUUAUAACA
Molecule: messenger RNA, 809 nt
Organism: Sinocyclocheilus grahami
Lineage: Eukaryota; Metazoa; Chordata; Actinopteri; Cypriniformes; Cyprinidae
Product: 60S ribosomal protein L7-like 1
Exons: 5
Coding region: 1-636 (211 amino acids)
Biological process (GO): maturation of LSU-rRNA from tricistronic rRNA transcript (SSU-rRNA, 5.8S rRNA, LSU-rRNA)
Cellular component (GO): cytosolic large ribosomal subunit
Molecular function (GO): RNA binding; structural constituent of ribosome
Source: RefSeq, a predicted model, not a curated record